Messenger RNA from Sarcophilus harrisii (Tasmanian devil), 1419 nucleotides. RefSeq names its product mitochondrial ribosomal protein S34 (gene MRPS34). Bases 321 to 962 code for a protein of 213 amino acids. Gene Ontology annotation, biological process: mitochondrial translation. The transcript is spliced from 3 exons. Lineage: Eukaryota; Metazoa; Chordata; Mammalia; Dasyuromorphia; Dasyuridae. Gene Ontology annotation, cellular component: mitochondrial small ribosomal subunit; mitochondrion. The record is from RefSeq and is a predicted model, not a curated record. Gene Ontology annotation, molecular function: structural constituent of ribosome.
UCCCAGGUUCCGUCAGCCCGUCUCCUCCACUCCAGCUCCCUUUGACCCUUCUUCGCCUUCUUUUAACCCCCUCAGCUCUUCAGAUAGUGGCCCCGAGUCAUCACAGUCAGGGCUCUGCCUCCCUUUAAGGCCCCCUCGCUCUCCCAGACCUCCUCGAGUUAUUUUCCUUCCGGCGCGCGCCAUGCGGCCCCGGAUGCCGGAGACACCAGGCCCUUCCGGCUCUGGGCCGCGGUGGGCGGUGCUCCGGCUCCGGCGCCGAGCUGAGACCUCCGCUCUCGGAGCUUCAGGUUGGUCCGAGGCGGGAAGUCAAGGCUAGUGAGAUGGGGCGGAAGAAAGUCCGGCCGAGGCUGAUCGCGGAGCUGGCCCGCAAGGUGCGCGCCUACCGGGAACUGAAGUCACGGCCGCGGGACUCGGAGCGCUUCGCCCUGGACUACGAGACCAUGACCCGUACGCGCAGCGGCCGCCGCCUCCCCGAGAAAGCCUGGGCCGACGUGCGGCGCGAGAGCCGCCUGCUGCAGCUGCUCAACCGCCUGCCGUGCUUCGGGUUGGGCCGGCUCGUCACGCGCAAGUCCUGGCUGUGGCAGCACGACGAGCCCUGCUACUGGCGCCUCACCCGCGUCCGCGCCGAUUACACCGCUCCGAAUUUGGAUCAUGGAAAGGCCUGGGGGAUCCUGACCUUCCGAGGUAAGACAGAGAGUGAAGAAAAGGAGAUUGACCAGGUCAUGUACCACGACUGGAGGCUGGUGCCCAAGCAUGAGGAGGAAGCCUUUAAGAACUUUAUCCCUAAGAAUGAAGAAACUAUCCGAUAUGUACCUUACCCUCCUUUGUUCCGGGCAAUGAUUUUUGCAGAACGACAGAAGCAGGGCAACUUCAGCAUUGAGGAGCCCAUGAUAGAUUUGGAGAAAAGAAUCUCUUUUCAAAAGCAAAAUGCCAACAACCAAGCUGAAGGAACUCCAGUAUAAAGGCCUUGAACUGUUUGAUCAUGAGCAGUGUGAAAUUACCUAUAGAACACCUUUUUUAAUGAAGAAUUUGUCCUGCAAACCAGUCUUAUGCUGUUUCUGAUAAUGCACUGACUAAUCUAUGCCCAUGAAAUUCAGCAAUAGUGGUGGUGAAAAUACAGCAUUUUGUAAAGUCAGUGCCCUUUUUAUCAUUGUACUAUGACUGAGUGUUCAGCUCAUUUGGGCCUCUUAUUCUUCCUUUAAAAAGGGUCAGAGGUGUCUUUGGGAGAGAUCAUCAAGAUAGAGUUGUCUCAAGUGCUCAAUAGUACAUUGUGUUUGUAUCUCAAACUUGAAUAUCUCCCUCUCCUAGGAGGAGUCCAGAUAGAGGCAUGAAGCCGAUGUACCUACCCAAGGAUCUCCUUUACUAUGUUCCAUUUUACCUUUUGCUUACAAAUACAAAUAAAGGCAAAGUCUUGCUGUC